Leopardus geoffroyi (Geoffroy's cat) is the source of this 2207-nucleotide messenger RNA. It is a transcript of the gene NT5M, whose product is annotated as 5',3'-nucleotidase, mitochondrial. The transcript has 4 exons. Gene Ontology annotation, biological process: pyrimidine deoxyribonucleotide catabolic process. The record is from RefSeq and is a predicted model, not a curated record. Bases 192 to 1034 code for a protein of 280 amino acids. NCBI's taxonomy places the organism in Eukaryota, Metazoa, Chordata, Mammalia, Carnivora, Felidae. Gene Ontology annotation, molecular function: 5'-nucleotidase activity.
CCUCGCUCUGGGGCCAGAGCCUGCGCGCUGCGCCCCGCGCGUCCAGCGCCCCGCGCCCCGCGCCCCGCGCUGCCCGCGCGCCCGAGCCGGCAGGGGUUUCUUUCCCCCAUCGCGGUCAUGUCUCCGGGUCCGGCCCGGCGGGGUGGCGCGGCCCAGGCCCCGGCGCCCGCGGCGAGCGACCGCCAGGGACCAUGAUCCGGCUAGGCUGCUGGUGUGCGCGGCGGCCCCGCGGCGCGGCGUUCCCCGCGGGGCGGCGCUGGGGGUCGGGCGAGCCGGCGGGCAGGGCGGGCGGCCGCUCCCUGCGGGUGCUGGUGGACAUGGACGGCGUGCUGGCCGACUUCGAGGGCGGCUUCCUCAGGAAGUUCCGCGCGCGCUUCCCCGACCAGCCCUACAUCGCGCUGGAGGACCGGCGCGGCUUCUGGUUGUCGGAGCAGUACGGCCGCCUGCAGCCCGGCCUGAGCGAGAAGGCCAUUAGCAUAUGGGAAUCGGAAAAUUUCUUUCUUGACCUGGAGCCUCUACCGGGGGCUGUGGAAGCGGUGAAGCAGAUGGCCAACCUAGAAAACACUGAUGUCUUCAUCUGCACGAGCCCCAUCAAGAUGUACAAGUACUGUCCCUACGAGAAGGGCAUCAGCAAGUUGUAUUUCCUGUUCGGGGUCCUGGCAUCCGCCUGCUUCUCCCUCCGUCACACCACCUUGGCUUCUCUUCCCAGAACCGCCAAAAGAGCCGUCCGUACUGCCUGCUCGUUUCAGUUCCACACGGUUCUACAAAGUAGAUCAAGUGAGUCCCACGCUGUAAAACCUUUCAGUAGUUUUCCACCGCACUUAAAAUGGAACUUUAAAAUACACGCACACACACAAACUCCUCAUCAUAACCCGCAAGGCCUGCCCAGCCGUCUCUCCUGCCAUCCUAAGUUCCUGAUCCUCCGUUCUCAACGGAUGCUCCGUGUUCCUAUUUCUCGAGCAGGCCCGGUGUUCUUGGCUCAUGCCCUUAAACAUGCUGGGCCAUCUGCGUGCCUGGUUCUUCCUCCUCCCUGAGGCCUCACUCAGCCGCCCCCCAACCCCGUUUCCUGCCCGUACCUAAAAGUUUGUUCUUUCCCUGCCUUGCUGUUCCGUCCCUCAGCCCCUUGUUUCCUGUAUAAACACUUGCAAGGGGUUUACGUCUUCGUCUGUGUCUUGUUAUCUGUCUCCCCGUUAGACUGCAAGCCCCAUGAGGGCAGCGACUGUGUCUGUCUUGCUUACUUUUGGUCCCAGUGCCUGGCACGCUAACAGCACUCAGUGUUUGUUGUCGGACGCAUAGAUUCAACAGGCACUCAUCAAACAUAUUCCAGUAACCACGUUUGCCAUUUAUCUGAUGCCUUAGCUAUGCCAGGCACUGUACUUUUAUUAUCAGUACGGCAGCUCCCUGUGAAACAGGGUGCUCCUCUGAUGUGAGGGACGAAGAGGGAGGCUGAGAGAGGCGAGGCAGCUUGUCCCUGAGCCUGGUGAUCGCACAGGCAGCGGGGCUUGGUCCAGAGCCGUGCGUCCCAGAGCCCGCGCCCUUAGCUGCUCCCACCAGCAGCGCCUGCGCACUGCAGAGGGCUCAGAGUCCAGCGAACACAGAUGAUACCACUUGGGACUCCUUCGUUGCAAGCGACAUCAACGGCGUCCCGCUAACUUGAAGAAAAAUAGGGUUUAUUAGGAGGCCGUUGCUUUGCUCAGAGAACCACCAGAGGAUCUGAAGGAGCAGCCCGUCGACAAGCCGCUGGGGAGCCAGAGCCAGCAGGGGGUCUCUCCAAGCACUUGUGCUCGCAAAGACCACAGCCCCAUUCGUUCUCCGUCCGUGGGUGUGUUUGCCCAAGAUUCACGUUCCCAGGAGGGAGGCUUACCGGCUGAGCUCAGGUCACGUUCCCCUCCCUUGGUCAGGGGACGGUGGGCAUCCUGAUUGACAUCCCAUCAAGGCCAGGGGUCUUUGAAGAGAAAAAGUGAGGUGCUGUUAUCAGAGGAAGGGGCUCAGUAAUAGUGGGCAGUGGAUGCCCUGACCAAACAAAGGGAAAAAAUAACAAAACCCUGGCUAUAAAACUGCUACCUGUGAUGAAAACACUAUUAAUAUUUUGAGGUGUUUCUUUCUAGUUUCUCUUUGAUGCGUAUUAAUUUUUUUACGUUUAUUUUUGAGAGAGAGAGAGAGAGAGCAGGGGAGGGGCAGAGAGAGGGAGACACAGAAUCCAAAAC